AUGAUAAGUUUUCUGAUCGGAUUAGUCUCAUCAAACAGACCUGUUAUUCUUUUACCAGGUAUAUAUGGUUCAAACCUAUAUUCAACAUAUGACAAUUUUGCAAAGCACUGGUACUGUCCAAAAACAACAGAUCAUUCCAUUUUCUGGGUAAACCUUAAAUACGCUAUUCCUCCAACAUACAACUGCCUCUUUGAAUUACUUGCUGCACAUUACGAUGCUGCAACCGACAAGGUAGGCAACCCUGAAGGAUUAUCCGUUGAAAUUGAAGAUUUUGGUGGUGAUGGUGGUAUUUCUUAUGUUGAUGCCGGCGUUUUUGGAUACCACUUCAUCGAGUCAUUUGGCCCUCUUAUUGAUUACUUCAAAGGCAAAGGAUAUACAAUCAAAAAAAAUUUAUUUGGUGUCCCAUAUGAUUGGCGCCUUGCCUUAGAUCCACUUCGUGAAACCUUCUUCCCGCAACUCAAGCAGCUUAUAGAAAAUGCUUAUUCCUCCAACGGCAAUCAAAAUGUUGUUGUUUUAGGAUAUUCAUGCGGCGGCCUCAUGCUUCAUAACUUCUUUACAACCUACGUCGAUCAGGCCUGGAAAGACAAGUAUAUCCACAAAGUUAUCAUGCUUGCCCCUGCUUUCGCUGGUUCUUCCGAAACUCUUGAUGUCGUAUGGAACCAGUACUUCCCAAUCAUUCCUAUCCUUAAGAACGACGUCCUUAGAGAAAACAUUCCAAAGAUUCCAGUUAUUUCCGGAUUGAUGCCAAACCACGUUGUUUUCGCUGACGAUACCAUUAUCAUUGAGCCAGAUGGCACAGAAAUCAAGGCACCACAAGUCCAAGAUUGGUUUAUCAAACAAGGCAAAUAUUCCGGUGAAGGCGAGCAAAUGGUUAGAAAGAACAUGAAAUGGUUACAAAAGAAACCAGAAUCCCUCGGUGUCCCGCUUUACAUGAUCUACAACUCCGGAAAUGAAGCAACUUAUCAGAUGAAGUUCAAGGGAAGCUGGGAUGAGGUCGAAUAUACAAAGCAGCCAGGUGAUGGUACAGUUCCGUCGAAGGGACCAGAGUUCGCUUGCAACAACUGGAUGGAUAAUAAGGGAAAUCCAAUUAUUUGCCACGAUGUAAAGAAUCCUGGUGAUGAUUGGAAGCACGCACCAUUGUCUACAAACGAAUACAUCCACCAACUCAUCUACAACGUUGCCAACGACCAGCCAGUUAAUGAAUGGUCAAAACUUGAAGGAAACUGGAUGUUUACAAGCGAAAACGUUGAGACUGUCAAUGGUACAGUUCUUAGAGCUGGACAAGUCACAAAGAGGAGAAUUCUUUAA
This is a messenger RNA of Trichomonas vaginalis G3, 1308 nucleotides long. Its product is annotated as O-acyltransferase protein. NCBI's taxonomy places the organism in Eukaryota, Parabasalia, Trichomonadida, Trichomonadidae. Gene Ontology annotation, biological process: lipid metabolic process. The coding region runs from base 1 to 1308 and encodes 435 amino acids. The record is from RefSeq and is a predicted model, not a curated record. The transcript has a single exon.